AUGGCAAAGCCGAGAUUGAUCAUACUGAUUCGACAUGGCCAGUCCGAAGGGAACAAAAACCGCGAGAUACAUCAAAGCGUCCCAGACCACCGCGUGAAGCUCACGCCCGAAGGAUGGUCCCAGGCCCACGAGGCCGGCCGCCGCCUGCGCAACCUCCUCCGUCCCGACGACACCGUCCAGGUAUUCACAUCCCCGUACCGACGCACGCGCGAGACCACAGACGGCAUCCUCGCCACCCUUACGUCCGACGACCCCGACAUAUCGCCCUUCCGCCGGUCCAACAUCAAAGUGUACGAGGAGCCCAGGCUGCGUGAGCAAGACUUUGGCAACUUCCAGCCUUGCAGCGCCGAGAUGGAGCGCAUGUGGCAGGAGCGCUUGGACUACGGACAUUUCUUCUACCGCAUCCCCAACGGCGAGAGCGCCGCCGACGCCUACGACCGCGUGAGCGGCUUCAACGAGAGUCUGUGGCGCCAAUUCGGCGACGAGGACUUCGCCAGCGUCUUCACUCACGGACUCAUGUCGCGCGUCUUCCUCAUGAAAUGGUACCACCUCACUGUCGAAGAAUUCGAAGACCUACGCAACCUCGACCACUGCGAGUUCCUCGUCAUGCGUAAGCAAGAAAACGGCAAAUUCCUUCUCGAAACCAAGCUCCGCACGUGGUCCGAACUCCGUCGAGAACGAGCCCUCGCCAACGUCGCCAGCAGCGGCAGCAGCAGCACCAAGGAAAAGGGAAAGGACGAAACCCCCCGGCUCGACCGCGAGCGCACCUUUGUAGUGACGCGGAAAUGGGGCGGCUGUCCCAACGGCUGCAACCACACUGACCACUACAAGAGGCGGCACGACCUCGAGGCCCUGCGCCAAAGGGACAACGAGCUCAGCGCGGCCGCCAACGGAACCUCAACCAUGCUGUCGGCCCGGCGCCACCGGCACAAGUCCACCGUGAGCGUGGGCGACGGCGACGACGAGCACAGCGACCAGCAAGCCCCGGGCGGCGCGCGGCUAGAGCAGACUCGCAGUCUGGACGACACGGCUCCCUCGCCCGACGGCACGUCGUCCUACGCGCAGCCCUACGACGGCCUGCGCAGCCUCUCAUCGCCCCGCCUACACCUUGGCCGCGACUUUGGCGGCACCUACUCGGGCCACGCAUCCGUCGCCGGCUCCGACUCUGAGGCCUCGUCCGGCCAGGGUCGCUGCCGCCGCAGCCGCCGCCGCAAGACGACUCACCAGGGCAAGGCGCACGCCGCCACCAAGUGCGUGGGCGCGUGCGCCAAUCGUUUGGGAGACGCGGCCCCCGCGCCGGGCUCCGACACGGAGGACCUGGACGCCGCCGAGAAGAAGGACAGGAGCAUCAGCUGGAGCGUGUACUAG
Metarhizium album ARSEF 1941 is the source of this 1368-nucleotide messenger RNA. Its product is annotated as phosphoglycerate mutase family domain protein. The record is from RefSeq and is a predicted model, not a curated record. The transcript has 3 exons. Gene Ontology annotation, molecular function: phosphatase activity. Lineage: Eukaryota; Fungi; Ascomycota; Sordariomycetes; Hypocreales; Clavicipitaceae. The coding region runs from base 1 to 1368 and encodes 455 amino acids.